AUCAACGCACAGAGCAAUCGUCAGACGCCCUCGCUUAGAGCAUGCAUACACAUCUUGUGUGCCAUCUCUCUGUCCACAUCGUGUCUCUGCUCGGAAAUAUGUAGAUGAACGCAGAGUUCUUUAUAGCAGCCGUUUCAUCUCUCAGUUCUUGCGUUGCAUUGAAGGCAUAAGCAUUUAUCCGAACAAUUAAACCGGCCAGAUUAUUGCGUCAAAUGCCCGCAUACUCAUCCAUCCAUUCAUUCAUACAUACAUAUAUAAAUAUACAUAUUCAGAAGUGUCAACGGUUUCAGUGUAAUUUCCAACUGCAUGGUUCUUACUAGUGAGUGUGUGUGUGUUUGCAUCAGAAGUGUACAACAAUUGUUCACACGUCCCUAUUCGCCCGACACAUGCUGUGACCAGAGUCGUCCGGGCAACCCGUACAUCCGAGUAGAUUUUUGUGACGACUAAGACCCGUGGCCAUAAAUUUACAUAUUUUGGUGUCUCGUGUCCCAAAUAUACAUCCGUAAUAUGCCUGUGAUGUGAUGACUAUUUGCCUAUAACAUUUGAAGAUUUAGUCAUGUGUUUUGAGUGGAAAUAGAACGAAAAUGAAAUGAAAACAUAAAGCUACAAAUACCGGAAAAUAUUUUAUAAACAGAACGGAAUUUGCAUACACUCGUUCGUACGAAGUGCUAAUGCAGGCAUAGAUAUUCUUGGACGCUUUCAAGGGCUUUAAGAUUUUGUAACUGAAUCAGUGACUCAAAGGCCCUUUCGAGCUUUCUUCGUGCGAAAACGUGUGGAAAGUUACACGCCCUAAUCGGCGGCUAACACGAUGAAUUCCAAAUACGAAAACAUGAAGAUAAUUUACAACCGGAGCAAAUUCGGUUGGUAUUGGGCGCCAGUGUUUGUGGCGUUCUGGUUUCUACUGUUCUAUUUGGUGGUCAUACCCAGUUUUCAUUAUUUCCCCGACACACUUACCAUCGACGAAGAAGCCAAUAAUCCAGGACGUUUUAUUGGCGAGAGAGCUGAGAAUACGUUGUUGAGACUUUCGAAGAUUGGACCCAAAGUCGUGGGCAGUCCGGCCAACGAACAGGUGGCGGUUCACUUUUUGCUCAGCGAAAUAGCGAACAUAAAAGAAGACGCUCGCCUCGACCUGUUCGAAAUUGAGGAGGAUGUCCAGGUCGCGUCGGGAAAUUACGUGCUAUGGAAGAUGGUUAACUACUAUCAGGCGAUUCAGAAUGUGGUAGUUCGUGUGUCGCGUAAAAAUUCGAACAGUACUGCCGCAUUGCUCAUAAACAGUCACUACGACUCGGUUCCUGGCAGUUCAGGUGCCGGCGAUGCAGGCAUGAUGAUUGUGAUUAUGCUGGAAACUAUGAGGAUCAUUACGAAAUAUGAUACUCCGCUGGAACACCCCAUUGUAUUCCUCUUCAACGGUGCAGAGGAGAAUCCCUUGCAGGGCUCUCAUGCCUUCAUAACGCAGCAUCCAUGGGCGGAAAAUGUUAGGGCUGUGAUAAAUUUGGACUCAGCGGGAUCUGGAGGCAGGGAAAUUCUAUUUCAAUCCGGCCCUGAUCAUCCGUGGCUCAUGAAGUAUUACGGAGCACAUAUUGUCCACCCCUACGCAUCUACUAUUGGCGAGGAACUGUUUCAAAACGGUUUUGUUCCUUCCGAAACCGAUUAUCGAAUUUUCCGAGACUUUGGAAAUAUACCCGGCCUGGAUAUGGCGCACUCAUACAAUGGAUAUGUCUACCACACGAAAUAUGAUCGCUUCAAUGCAAUUCCGCGAAGGACGUACCAGUUGACGGGAAACAAUAUACUGAGUCUGGCAAAGGCGUUGGCAAAUGCUCCGGAAUUGGAAGACCCUGAGAAAUAUGCCGAGGGCCACACGGUUUUCUACGACAUCCUUGGCUGGUUUAUCGUCUACUACUCAGAGGAGACGGGCCUGGCUGUAAACAUUACCAUCUGUGUGCUAUUCAUUUUAACCCUGCUGGGCUAUGUUUGGAAUAUGGCUCAUCAAACAGGAAUGUUCCGUCGUCGAAUUUUUACCAAAUUCGGAAUAUUAUUCGGCAUUCAAUUGGCCACCGUUAUGCUGGCAAUGGGCGUGACCCUCUUGAUCGCUGUCUUCAUGGAUGCCAUUGGACUGUCCAUGGCCUGGUUCUCUCAGCCGUGGAUGAUUUUCGGCCUGUACUUCUGUCCCAUGUUCUUUGUUAUGGGCAUCUUGCCGGCCAUUUACUUCAGUCGGACCAAAGAACACGGCCUGCCACUGGCCUAUGCUAUACAGCUACUAAUGCAUGCCCACUGCUUGAUACUGACCAUAAUAACCAUACUGAUGAUUGCCUUCGGCAUACGCUCUGCAUUUGUCAUCAUGCUGUGCAUUGGCUUCUACACAUUGUCGGUGAUCCUUAAUAUGGUCACGUGUUUCCAUAAGAAGAAUUUCCACUGGCUGAUUCCCCAUGCCGCUUGUCAAGUCCUACCAUACUUGUUCUAUACCUACAUCUGCUAUGCUUUCUACGUUACGUUCGUUCCAAUGCAGGGUCGCGAUGGAGCGAAUUCCAAUCCGGAAAUUCUAAUUGGUGGCUUCACCGCAUUGAUGUGUCUCCUGUUUGCAGCCUUCUUGGUUCCAUUGCUCUGUUUGUUCCGUAAAGCCAAAACAAUCAUAUCUUUGUUCGGAGUGCUUUGCGUCGUGUUCGUAGUAUUGGCGGCUACCCCUGCUGCAUUCCCCUAUGUUGAAAAGGAUGCGCCUCAAAGAUUCUAUGCUGUGCACACUACCCGUACCUUCCACAAUGGCGAUGCUGCGAUGAGUAUCAGGCGCGAAGACUCUGGUUUUUAUGUUGUACCGGUGGACCGUCACCCCCAUUCAAUCGACUUUAUGUUCGAAAAUUCCAAUCUGACCAAAGCAAAUCAUGCGGAGGACUGCGAAAAAGAGGUGCAAUGCGGUUUUCCAAUCUAUAGCACACGGUGGUUGGGAUGGCGAAAUCAAAGUUUCUGGGUCCCAGCUUCUCAGCCUAGUCGCAGUGGAUGGCCUUCCAUGCGCAUAACUUCGAAACAGAGUGCAGCUCCAGACACGGUUGUCUUCAAUUUGGAGGUUGCAGGUCCUAAUCACAUCAGUAUGUUCAUUCAGCCCAAAGAGAAUGUGACAUUGGUAGACUGGUCAUUCACAAAAAUUCCGUUGGAAAAUAAAUUCGUCCCACCCUUCUUUGUAUAUUUUUCCUAUGCUCGGGAUCCAUCACCACUCAAGUUCAGUUUAAAAUUUAAGCACCAAGAUCCACACUGGUCUGGUCCAACAUUUGACCUUGCUGUAAUUGGCCACAAAGUUACGGACAAUAUCAACAUUGCAGAGGAGUUUAGAGAAUUCCUAGCCAGUUUCCCUCAUUGGGCCCAUGUAAGUUCAUGGACCAGUUCGUACGAGUCCUGGAGUCUGUGAUUGGCAACAAAGGCAAACGGUAGCUUAGAUCAAUUAGCGUAGAGUAGUAAAAAUGUGUCCCCUCAAACCCACGAGGUCAAAGUGUUCGGGAUACAACCUAGUUUUAAACAUUAUUGAUUGCAUAUGUGUAUGUCCUUUUAAUUGAGAUUUAUUUAGGCACACGUGCUUUUUUGUAGUCUUAAGUGAUAUUAUUCGAAGUCAUACGAACAAAAUAAAUUAACAAAGAAUUGUACUUAACGAA
Musca domestica (house fly) is the source of this 3638-nucleotide messenger RNA. RefSeq names its product endoplasmic reticulum metallopeptidase 1. The record is from RefSeq and is a predicted model, not a curated record. Lineage: Eukaryota; Metazoa; Arthropoda; Insecta; Diptera; Muscidae. The transcript is spliced from 10 exons. The coding region runs from base 809 to 3397 and encodes 862 amino acids. Gene Ontology annotation, molecular function: metalloexopeptidase activity. Gene Ontology annotation, biological process: proteolysis.